GCGAUCGGACCGUGUCCAACCAGUUUGGAGUGGCUGAGAGCCAAACAAAAAAUCAGAUAAAUAACCACAGCCAGCAGGCGCAGCUCAAACAGUUGAUUUUAGCAAUUCGGACAAAUAAGAUAUUCAGUGGAGAAGUAAAACCAAAAAUUGAAAUGAAAUUCCUGAUAAUUGUGUUUGUGGCCCUGCUAGCCCUUGCAUCAGCUCAGCUUGGGCUCUUUGGAGGAUUGAUUCGGGAUAUUGAGCGAUUUGAACAGGGUCAGCAGCAGCAACAGCAGCAGAGCGGAGGAGGUCAGCAGCAGCAGCAGCAGGAAGAGGGGGUCAUCUUCAGAGGUCCCUUCGGCGGCGGAGUGGAGUUCUUCCAGGAGCAGCAGCAGCAGCAGCAAGGUGGCAGAGGUCAGCAGCAACAGCAGCAGCAGGAAAAUCUAUUCAAUUUCUUUGGUUAAUACUGCAUCAUAAGGAAAACUAGCCAAAGACUGACCAGCAUCUCCAGAUUUCAAAGGGAAGCCAACCCAAAAAGCCGUGAUCCAAAAGAUACGCAUUAAGAAAUAAACCAAAUGAAAAAUAUAAUAUUGUGUUCCUCAGUUGAACAUUUUUUUUGUUCUAGUAAAUAUAGUUAUAAAGCUCUUCUAA
Molecule: messenger RNA, 630 nt
Organism: Drosophila biarmipes
Lineage: Eukaryota; Metazoa; Arthropoda; Insecta; Diptera; Drosophilidae
Product: cyclin-dependent kinase 8
Exons: 2
Coding region: 153-443 (96 amino acids)
Source: RefSeq, a predicted model, not a curated record